CUCGGAUCAUCACACGUCACCCACACCUGCCUCCGCGGCUCAGCUGGAUGGGCGCCAUGUCCCCAUCCAACCCCGUCUCCGGAAUCUGGACGCCAUCCCGUCCAGGUUCACUCCACCCCCCUCAUCUUCCUUCUCCCGGUCCCCUCUUCGUUGCCCCCAGAUCCCGCAAACCGCGACAAGAAACCGCCUAUCAGCGGACGUUGCUCGUUCUCAUCGCCCACCUCUGCUCCUCUCUCGUCUCUCCCCAUUCGGACCUCAGCCACCAUGGCUUCUUCAAAGAGGAGAGGCGGUGGUGGUGUUGCCGGCGGGGACAAGAAGGAUCUAUUCCAUGUUGUCCACAAGGUGCCCGCCGGCGACAGCCCGUACGUCGUAGCCAAGCACCUCCAGCUUGUGGAGAAGCAACCGGAUAUGGCAAUUGUGUGGUUCUGGAAGGCAAUCAACUCAGGGGACAGGGUCGACAGUGCCCUGAAGGACAUGGCCGUGGUGAUGAAGCAGCAGGAUCGUUCUGAGGAGGCAAUCGAGGCCAUCAGAUCCUUCAGGCACCUUUGCUCCAAGCAGGCUCAAGAAUCCCUCGACAACCUCCUCAUUGAUCUCUACAAGAAAUGCGGGAAAGUUGAGGAACAGAUUGAGCUUCUGAAACAGAAGCUGAAGAUGAUAUACCUCGGUGAGGCCUUCAACGGGAAGGCGACAAAGAAAGCACGAUCCCAUGGCAAGAAGUUUCAGGUCUCAAUCCAACAAGAGACGUCUCGCAUUCUGGGCAAUCUUGGCUGGGCUUACAUGCAGCAGAACAACUUUGAAGCCGCCGAAUUGGUGUACCGUAAGGCUCAAACUAUUGAACCUGAUGCCAACAGGGCGUGCAACCUUGGGUUGUGCCUAAUUAAGCAGGGUAGGCACGAGGAGGCACGACAAGCACUCGAGGAUGUUCGACUACGUAGAAUCUAUGGAUCAGAAGAUGAAAAGGUGGUUGCCCGUGCUGAGCAGCUUCUCCGCGAACUAAACCCAUUGAAGUGUGUUUCAUCGCCGUUUGAAGUUGGCCUCAGUGUCCAUGAAGAGAUCAUGGGUAAACUAGAUCUUAUGAUGAAUGAGUGGACGCCGUUCAGGUCAAGGAGGCUGCCUGUGUUUGAGGAGAUAGCAACUUUCCGGGACCAAAUGGCUUGUUGAUGCAUUAUUCUGCAUGGUUUUAUCUUGUCAGUGUCACCCUUCUAGAAGUUUUUGUUCAUAUACUGGGUGCGCGGGGGUGAGGGCGACAGUGAGAAAUAGAGAUCAGUAGAUAUCAUAUAGCUGGGGUUAUGCAAAGCGUUCCCUUUAGGAUAGUGUUGUUUUGGUUCAUGUUGUAUCAUUGUAUGGUUCAGAUUUUCUCAAACAGUGAACAAAUGUUGGUGCAUGUCCUGAACUUCUACAGGAUUUACAGUUGGCUGUUGUGAACU
Molecule: messenger RNA, 1427 nt
Organism: Sorghum bicolor (sorghum)
Lineage: Eukaryota; Viridiplantae; Streptophyta; Magnoliopsida; Poales; Poaceae
Product: protein SULFUR DEFICIENCY-INDUCED 1
Exons: 4
Coding region: 265-1161 (298 amino acids)
Molecular function (GO): protein binding
Source: RefSeq, a predicted model, not a curated record